Linum tenue is the source of this 2728-nucleotide messenger RNA. NCBI's taxonomy places the organism in Eukaryota, Viridiplantae, Streptophyta, Magnoliopsida, Malpighiales, Linaceae. The record is from the annotation of a GenBank genome assembly.
AUUUCCUCUUCAUUUCAAUCGUUCUCUGAUUACAAAUCCCUCAGCAUCGAUGGAAGCUCAACGCAGAAGAAGGAAGAAGCUCUCUGAUCGCAGCAACACCCUUGUACCCGUCGGCUCCUCUGCAAGCUGUUCUUCCACUUCGUCUUCCUCUUACCUUCUCAAGAAACCCUUGAAAUCGUUUCCCUCCUCUUCGCAGCUUCUCCAUUCCCGCGACAAUCCGAAUCCCACUGAGACCCAUCUCGAUAAGGUUCCAUCCACGGCCGGAUCCACUACCAGCGCGGUUCUAGGACCCUCCACUUCCACGCCUGCUCGCCCACAGCGCAAUCAAUCCUCGACCGUCGGUGGCGAUGAUGUUUGGGAGCCGUCUCCGGUUUAUGUUCGGAGGAAGUCCGGAAGCAAAAGGAAGGACAAGGAGAAGGCAAUUGAUGUGCCGGCUAUAAAGAGUCAGUCUAGCAGGGACAAAGCAAUUGAAGAUGGAGGUGCUGGUCAGUCCAAAUCAUUGCUGGUACCUCAUAAAAAGAUGUCUGGACAUGGAAUGGGUAAAUCGGAUAUGAUUAAGGUGAGAAAUAAGGAGAGAAUGGAAGGUCGUGCUUGUAAACUUACGGCGACUGGUAGGAAGGAAAAUGAAGAAAAAAAUCCACCUAAGGUUAGAAGGAAGAAGAACAAGGCGGAUGUAGUGCAUCCUGACGACCACCCUAUUGUGGGGCAGUUGUCUCUUAGUCGAGGUACUCCCAGUACUCCUACACCAGAUAGCGCACCGGUAUGGCAGGCUAAUUGGAGUGAUUCCAUUGACGAGGAUGAUGAUGAUGACGGUGAUGCUGAGGUUGGGAAUGCCCCAGAUGCUGGUGAUGAUGCUGGUGAUCGUGCUGGUGAUGCUGAGGUUGGGGAUGCCCCACCUCAAGCUGAUUUAGGCGUGGGGAAGAUGGCGCGGAUCGGGAUAUCUUCUACUGCCUCCUCCCACUUCCGUGGGCCCGAUGGACGCUAUGCGUCCAGACCUAGUAACGAGGAUGCCGAAGAUGGAAAUAGGAAGAGGAAGACCACGAGGAAAGAUAUGUCGUGGUUUCUUACAGCCGAGUCUCCGAUGUGUUCAGGUGGACCAGUGAUUCCCGAUGUGAUCCCUAACUUUGGAGGUCACAUUGGCUUUGUACUGUGGACUUCCCCUGAGCAGGACCGUGGAGUGUUGGACGGCUUCCAUAGGCCGAAAGCUGUAGAGACUUUGAGGCGAUAUAAGUGGAGUGCAGAGGGUUCCAAGGAGAUGGUUGAAGCCACAGGAUUGUCUCACUUGACAGGGUGCAUGAUGCAGCAUUUAGACAUGUCUCUAUUGUCGGCAUUUGUGGAGAGGUGGCAGCCGGACACAAACACCUUCCACAUGCCGUUUGGAGAGAUUUCGAUCCUUCUACACGAUCUGCAUCACAUUCUUCGGAUACCGGUUGACGGAGAGCUGAUGGGAGAUGAGGCCUCGCCGGAUACUCUUAAGUCAGACAUGGGUGGUCUAGUUCGACUUUCGGUGGAUGCUCAGGUUGGUGGUAAGUGGAAGUCUAAGUGGUACGAUAAUGGUGCUAUGCAUGCAGAGGGAUUGUUGGUGCGUGGGGGAGAGCUGAAGAUUAAGGAGAUGGAGGUGCAGUGUUACCUAUUUGUGUUACUGGGAUCCACGCUUUUUGUGGAUAAGAGUCGUGAUCGCCUUCGUCCUGCGAUCAACUUGUUUCUGAAGGAUCAUCGACGAUUGACUGAUUACGCUUGGGGAGCUGGUGCACUAGCCUAUCUCUACAGACAGUUGGGAGUGGCCACACGAGCGGGUAGUAAGAGUCUUUGUGGUUGUUUGACCCUGCUUCAGGCUUGGAUAUAUGAGUACUUUCCUCUAUUCCGUCCGAGCCAGCUGCCGCAGUCUCCGGAUGCACCUCGUGCUUCCUCGUGGAUUUCUCCCCGUUUGCCAGGUGGGGAUGAGGCUAGACAGAGGUUAGCACGUUAUCGACAGUUGUUGGAUGAGCUUUCAGCUGAUGAUGUGACCUGGACUCCGUACGGACGAGAUGGCCACACAGAUAUACCUCGCUCCUUGUAUACUGGCCCCAUUCGCUUUUCUGACAUUGCUGAGGGAUACGAUCCUGCACGUUGUCUGCGCCAGUUUGGAUACCGACAGAUUAUCCCAUGUGCUAUGACGGUACCACAUGACCAGUACCGUCCGGCUUCCGGCAGCAGUUACAUAGUCUAUUGGGAUUCGUGGGUGAAUCAGUUGUGGGAUAACGUGGCAGCCCGUCGUCUAGAUUUGAAUUUUGCUUCUCGGCCGUGCGAGCACCCAUCGGAGACUGUGGAAGAGUACGUUGACUGGUUUCUGACUAGAUCGCACCCACGGAUCACCCACCCCACUGAUGGGGUGCCUCAGCCUCGACCACUACUAGUUCAUCAGGUUUUGAGAGAGCAGAUUGUGGAUCGUUUAGGUCCCGUGUUGCUGACGAGGGACCGGAGUAAGUGGGAGGAGGACGGUGGUAAGUUCUAUGAUAUGGUAGCUGAGGUUCACGAGUUGUACGACCAGUUGGUAGGGCAGCCGCCUCAGUAGACGAUUGUGUUUUUUUUUGUCAUCGUUUGUAGUUGAACUGAGACUAUUGUGUUUUUUUAUUUGUCAUCGUUUGUAGUUGAACUGAGACUAUUGUGCUUUUUAUUUGUCAUCGUUUGUAGUUGAACUGAGACUAUGGUGUGUUUUAUUUGUCAUCGUUUGUAGUUGAAUUGAGAC